CAAUUAGUUACAGGUACACGAUGACAAACCUGUUAAGUUACAACGGUGGAGAAAUUGGGGCUUCUAAAAAUCCCAUGAAUUACACUAUUAAUUAUGUCCCAAGUCUGAUUUUGACAGGCAUAAGUAGUUCUUUGUCAAUAUUGGGAUCUGUGUUUAUUUUUCUUCAAUUCUUUAUUGAGAGAAGGAGGAGUUUUACCUACCGCCUGUUGGUGUUCCUGACACUCGCCGACUGUCUCAGUGCAUUUGGAAAUAUACUUGGUGUAAUUCGGUAUGCGGAGUUCGAUCGUGAUGUAGUGAUCAGCGAGAAUGAACCAUGUGAUUCGGAUCCUCUCUGUGUUAUACAAAGUUUCAUAACGGUUUUUGCCUGUUUAGCCUCGUUUUGGUGGACCUUUUUUACAGCAUUCAAUCAUUUCCUUCAUCAGCUUGACAGCCGCUGUUUGGAAAAAAAUAGCGUACAUGUCCUGUGUCAUUUAUGCGGAUGGGGCUGUCCUGUGACCAUAGCCGUCAUUGCGCUUUCUUACGAUGUUUUGGGAGAGGGAUUCUCCGGUGGUAGCGGUCCCUGGUGUUGGAUCAAGGACUGUACAUCCUCAUCACCCAGCCCUGGAGCCUGGAUGGCAAUUACUGGGAAGGGAUGGGAAAUAACGGCUUACUUUGUCACAUUCGCGAUCUACAUGCUCUCAAAAUUUAACAAUUAUCGUUUCCAAAGGUCAAGGAUACGAUAUCGGCAUUCAAGAAAGAUUUUUUGCAGGACCAGCUACUUCUACCAGAGCCACAUUCUAGCACUUCUUAUGGAUCGCUAUCGAUGGAAGGACAUUCUGUGAACCAGGAUGUACAAGAGGACGAAAGGUUCGGUUUGCUGUGGAUAUUCCUGUACAUGUACCUUACCCGAGUGUGGGGAACUAUCAGGUAUAUCAUCUUUCUUACCCACGAUGGAUCGUCGUACCGGUCUUUCUUUAAUAAAUUUGAUGACGGUUUGUUUUAUCUUCAAAGCAUAGGAGACAGUGCACAAGCCUUCGUAAAUUUCUUAGGGUUUGUUGUGUUGCCGAAAUGGAAGAACUUUACAGAAAAUCGACUAUGACUAAGGGGGAAAAGGAAAUUAUUGAAUCCUUUACCUUAUUGAGUGUAAAUGGAUUACUUAGAAACGAUUAAUGAAGUUAUGUUCAUAUAAAAUUUCACUGAAGCUGCGUUUAAUGAAUAAAGAAGGUCUACAUAAUGUAAACCUUGGCUUCAUACAUGUAUAUAUGACAAACAUAAAUUGCAAAAUAAUGAAGAUUUUUGGUUGGUUGUUAUACAUCCCAUCGAGAAUUUUUUUUAAUUUUUUGUAUUGUAUCAGAAGGAUUGUUUACUUUGGUUUGUUACUAAGAAUUUCCUUGAAUUAAACCAUGGUUAGGUUACCAAGCUACAAAUGAAUAGGCUGCAUCUUUUUCAUAAUACUCUUCACCUUAAUGUUUUUGUUUGUUAUUGCUUUUAUAACUUUAAGAAUGUUUCACUUAUAUUGAGAUGUCACCAGUUGUAGGUAAAGUACUACAAAUUUAGACCUAUGCUGAGCGCUCAACGCUUCAGCAGAGAGGAUUCUAUAACGUGCCAACGCCUGUCGCUCAUGGCCGUAGCACAGUGAGGUUCUGUAAAGCAUCCUGAAAUUUUAUUUUAUUGUAUAAAUGUGCUAUUGUGAUAGUUCUGUAAGUAACAUUAACCAUUAUUAUUAAUAAAUUUAAAAACUAGUC
Molecule: messenger RNA, 1724 nt
Organism: Ostrea edulis (European flat oyster)
Lineage: Eukaryota; Metazoa; Mollusca; Bivalvia; Ostreida; Ostreidae
Product: G-protein coupled receptor 157-like
Exons: 3
Coding region: 21-821 (266 amino acids)
Biological process (GO): adenylate cyclase-activating G protein-coupled receptor signaling pathway; cell surface receptor signaling pathway
Cellular component (GO): plasma membrane
Molecular function (GO): G protein-coupled receptor activity
Source: RefSeq, a predicted model, not a curated record